This is a messenger RNA of Gymnodraco acuticeps, 1968 nucleotides long. RefSeq names its product cytochrome b5. Lineage: Eukaryota; Metazoa; Chordata; Actinopteri; Perciformes; Bathydraconidae. The transcript has 5 exons. Gene Ontology annotation, cellular component: membrane; intracellular membrane-bounded organelle. The coding region runs from base 250 to 723 and encodes 157 amino acids. The record is from RefSeq and is a predicted model, not a curated record. Gene Ontology annotation, molecular function: heme binding.
GGUCUCUUUCACCGGUCUGCUGACCUGAUGUACCGAGUUAGGUUUUUUUUCUAGUUCCUUACAUUUUGUAACGUUAGCGUAUGGGUGGAUUUGUUUUGUCAUCUUGCCUCUACUGUCUCAUCAGAAGCUUUUUUUGCACGGGUAACCCCGUAGCUAGAUAGAGCGACACCCAUAGCGGUAAACACAAGUUAGCGUUAGCUUGCUGCUCUGUCGGUUUAAUAUAGUAUUUCCAUCAACGUUUACGUUAAAAUGGGUGAGGAAAUUAACGACAACCCUUCAGGCAGCGGACCUGCUGAUAACACUGUCGCUGAGGGAAACGGCCAAACAGUAGAAGCUGGUGUACAAUACUACACACUAGAAGAAAUAAGGCUACAUAACAUGAGCACUGACACAUGGCUCAUCGUCCACGAUAAAGUGUAUGAUCUUACAGAUUUCCUUGAAGAGCAUCCGGGGGGUGAGGAGGUGUUGAUAGAGCAGGCUGGAUCAGAUGCCACAGAGAGCUUUGAGGAUGUGGGUCACUCCACAGAUGCCAGGGAGAUGCUUAUGCAGUACUACGUUGGGGAGCUCCACAUGGAUGACAGAUUAAAGCAGAAGCCAAAUGAGGAAAAUGACGCUAAAUCAGGAGAGUCCAGCUCCUGGACCACAUGGUUGAUACCUGCUAUCGUCGCGAUUGUCGUUGGCGUUGUGUAUCGCUUCUACGUGUUUGAACACAAGUCUUCUUGAGUGUUGGCAUCGUUUUUUCAUCUUAUUAUUUUCAUCUGGAGGCCUUGAAAUGUUUGACCAAAACCUCCUCAUACUGAACGCACACAAUUGCGAGUCUCUGCAACAACAAAAUUAGGCCAGCAGUUUGUCCUUGUCCAUCUACAUAGAGUGCAGACUUAAUUGAAUUGUCUGCCUUUUAGUAUAUUUGUAUUUCAUUGUCACUAUGCCUGUUGUCAUUAAUGUUUAACAUUGUCAUUAACUUAAGCUAUUAUAUGCAUUAAACCAAUUGUUGUAUGUUCAUACCCAUUUGCCUGAAAAGAGAACGGUUAUGUUAACAGCCUUGUACAUACACCAUGAUUUUGCUGAUAGAGAAAAUGGAAACAGUAAAGGAGACGUUAGUAUGCAAAAUGGUAAUGAUCAGGAUAAUAGUUUACCAUGACCAUACUUUUUACACUGAAAUAUCACUUGCGAUGCAUUUUAUUAGUUUUGAAUAAAGUGAACAUUGUUACAGCUACCUUUUGUUUUAAUUGGAAUCUGGAGUUUAUUUCAUUUCGGCACUGUUCUGAUUGCAUUUAUUGCUAAGUUGCAAAUGCAUAUUUCUGAUCAUGCAAUUGUAUCAAAUCUGUGUCUGUUCUUUUUUGGGAUAUAGUGGUGAGUUAUAUUGUAUCAAUAAUUAUUUAAGGUAGAUUGUAUUCUGACAUGUCCUAUUUUUUACACUUAUACUGCUGACAGUGAAUGAUGAGUGAAUAGCCUUGAAAGAAGAAAUCUGUUUUUUCAUUGUUCCAUUUUGAAAUGUUAUUGUUUCUCACUCUGCCAUUUGUUAUUUAACUGCUGCUUUUUCACAAAUGUAUUUCCAUGUAAUGCAUCUUAAAUCUAUGUUCUAGGAAAGUGGUACUAAUCGCCAGAGGUUUUAAAUUAAAUUGGGUGUGUGUUGCAAGCCACAGUGCAUACAUAUUUAAUAUAUCUAUUUUAGUUACUUAACCUUUACAAAUAUAAGUUUGCUGUUCAUGUUUUAGCACUGCAGAAUAUAUAAUGAUAAAUAUAAUCUUUGCAUAGCAUUUUUUAAAUCACUCCUUUUACUGAACAUACUGAAACAGGCACCUGAUUACCACCUGUCAUUUCACAAAAGUUAAACAUUUCUGGACAUAACUUGCUGCCAUUUUAACAUAAGUGCAGCAGAAUCUAGUUGGUUGACAAAUAUUUUCCAUCUUUCAACUGAUAUUUCCUGUCUUUAAUGGCCUCUUUGAAUAAAAAAUGUCAAAACAA